Molecule: messenger RNA, 1298 nt
Organism: Ananas comosus (pineapple)
Lineage: Eukaryota; Viridiplantae; Streptophyta; Magnoliopsida; Poales; Bromeliaceae
Product: dihydrolipoyllysine-residue acetyltransferase component of acetoin cleaving system-like
Exons: 4
Coding region: 82-1008 (308 amino acids)
Source: RefSeq, a predicted model, not a curated record
UUUAUAUAUUUUUUUGGUAACAUUGUAAAAUUGCUUGGUGCUCUUCGCAAUUUGCGACGUUCACUUUACCGAACGAGUAAAAUGGGUUUGAGCUUCGUCCCCUUGAUCGACGCCUACAUCCGCCGAUGCUACGUCUCCGCGGGUCUCCGCCCCAGCUCCGUCGCCAUCGACGACGAAACCACGAUCCACUGCUGGAUCCCCAGCGCUAACCCUAACCCUAACCCUAAGCCGGCUCUCGUGCUCAUCCACGGGUUCGGGCCGCGGGCGACGUGGCAGUGGCGGUGGCAGGUGGGGGCGCUGGCGCCGCACUUCCACCUCGUCGUCCCCGACCUCCUAUUCUUCGGCGGGUCGUCGACGCGGUCGCCGCUCCGGUCCGAGGCGUUCCAGGCGGCGGCGGUCGCGCGGCUCCUGGAGGCGCUGGGGCUGCUGGGCGGCGCGGGGCGCGUGGCCGUGGCGGGGACGAGCUACGGGGGGUUCGUGGCGUACCACCUGGCGCGGGCGCUCGGGGCGGAGCGGGUGGAGCGGGUCGUCAUCGCGAGCUCCGACGUGCUCAAGGCCGAGGCGGACGACCGCGAGCUGGCGCGGCGCGGCGGCGUCGGCGGCGUGGCGGAGCUCAUGCUCCCGCGGGACGCGGCGAGCCUCCGCGCCCUCGUCGGCCUCGCCUUCUACCGCGCGCCGAGAUUCGUGCCGGAGUUCGUGCUGCGCGACGUCAUUCGGAAUCUUUUGAGCGACAGACUCAAAGAAAAGAUGGAACUCAUAAAGGGACUAACUCUCGGCAAAGAUGAGUUUCAGCUUACUCCUCUCUCUCAGGAGGUUCUGAUCAUCUGGGGGGAGCACGACCAAAUUUUUCCGGUGGAGAAGGCGUUCGAGUUGAAAAGAUGCCUGGGAGAGAAGGCUAGGUUGGAAAUUUUGGAUAGAACAGGGCAUGUGCCGCAGAUGGAGCGUCCAAAUAAAUUUAACAAGGUUCUGCUCAACUUCUUGCUGGGUUCUCCGAGACCUUCAUUGUGAACUGCGACACAAAUUUUAUGCUUGAAUAAUUAUUUCUCUGUCGGAAUUAUAAAGGUCAAGGAUUCGAAUUCUCAUCGUGCGUGUUAAGAAAAGGGAUCUGCUUUUAGAAUUAUAUAUUGUAUCAAACUCUUUCGUAGGGUUUUGAGGCACGAAGUUUAUGAAAAACUUCAAACAAAAAUGGAGAAAAAAGAAAAUGUUAGUAUAUUCACACCUGAAUGGAGUGUUUGUCUCCGGUGUUUGAAUAAACCUGUGUGAAGUAAUUAUAGCAGUUUAAUUUUUAAAUUAUCUUA